AUGAUUGCUAUGGCUAAUGUUGUUGUUGUUGUCGUCGAUGUUCUUGGGGUAGCUACUCUUCCUCUGCCUCCAUUGCCCAAAGCAAAUGCUUUCACUUUCAGCUAUAAUAUUAAGAGCCAAAGACAGAGACUUUAUCUGAAUUGCUCCCAAACCAACCAAAGAACAACCUCAUUCCCUUCUUCCUUAUCAUUUCCUCUCAGAAACAAAGGUUAUUCCUCUGUGUUGGCAUGUCUCCCUCCUCCUGCUUCUGAAUCCUCAAGUUCAUCUUCCAAUUCUAGACCCACUUCUUCUGCUCCUUCAACUAGGCUCUAUGUCAGUGGGCUAUCAUUUCGUACCACUGAAGAGAGCUUGCGAAAUGCAUUUAAAAAUUUUGGUCAACUAGUGGAAGUCAAUCUGGUGAUGGACAAAAUUGCAAAUAGACCAAGAGGGUUUGCUUUUCUUCGUUAUGCAACAGAAGAGGAAUCUCAGAAGGCUAUUGAGGGAAUGCAUGGAAAGUUCUUGGAUGGGAGGGUCAUAUUUGUGGAAGUUGCCAAACCACGUUCAGAACUAUGGCAAAGACCCAAGCAAAACACUAGACAGUAAUGAAGAUCCAAAGGGGCAUUACUUACACGUUCAUUGGUAUGCAAUAUGCAGGAUCACACUAUGGCACUGGCCUAACAGUCUGCAUUGUACUUGACACUAUAUGCAAGAUCCCUACUUGAUAAAACUUUCAUCUGAGUCCUUUCUUUUUCACCCCAUUUCCCUACUCCCACCCCAGGCUUUAGCAAUGGAACUCAUUUAAGCACUGAAACAUGACUACUAUUUCAUCAGUCUGCACAGUAAAGCAUGUAUUUGUCAAUCUUCCAUGCCAUACGUGCCUAAUAUACUCAUUUACAAUGUCAUCUAGAGUGGUUAUAUAUAAUAUGUCAAUGGCGUCUGUAUGAACACCCUUCCUCCCUUGUAUUAACUCUGAACCUACUGAAGUAAUUGUUAUCAGAAAUCAGAAUUUUGGUU
This is a messenger RNA of Gastrolobium bilobum, 993 nucleotides long. Its product is annotated as organelle RRM domain-containing protein 6, chloroplastic. Gene Ontology annotation, cellular component: chloroplast. The transcript has 4 exons. The coding region runs from base 1 to 582 and encodes 193 amino acids. Gene Ontology annotation, molecular function: RNA binding. The record is from RefSeq and is a predicted model, not a curated record. Gene Ontology annotation, biological process: cytidine to uridine editing; chloroplast mRNA modification. NCBI's taxonomy places the organism in Eukaryota, Viridiplantae, Streptophyta, Magnoliopsida, Fabales, Fabaceae.